Molecule: messenger RNA, 2067 nt
Organism: Anopheles stephensi (Asian malaria mosquito)
Lineage: Eukaryota; Metazoa; Arthropoda; Insecta; Diptera; Culicidae
Exons: 3
Biological process (GO): proteolysis
Molecular function (GO): aspartic-type endopeptidase activity
Source: RefSeq, a predicted model, not a curated record
AUGAUCGAUUCGUCAGCAGAUAUACCUUCGAUACUGAAACUUCAGUAUCUGUUGUCAUCAUUGAAGAGUGAGGCGGCGCUGCUGUUCGAGCAUACCACAUUGACCGCGGACAACUAUGCGACCACCUGGGCCGCGCUGCUGAAACGGUAUGAUAACCCGCGCAUGUUAGUCCGUGAUUAUUAUCGAACAUUGCAUCACCUUCCCGCGAUGCAUGAAGGAUCUGUGGAUGAAUUGGCGCAGCUUGUGGACGAGUUCACGCGGCACGUGAACGGUUUAAGAAAGCUGAAGGAACCGGUUGACAACUGGGACACUCCCCUCACCACAUUGCUGUUCUUCAAAUUGGAUUCAUCAACCAUCCUAGCUUGGGAAAAGCAUUCAUCGGCCAGCCCCAAGGAUAAGUAUUCAGAUCUAAUCGAUUUCCUGCAGGAUAGAAUCCGAAUCCUUCGUUCGUCCCAAACGUUAGCGAAGAUAUCUGAAUCGAAACAAACGCCGGUGGUACGGUCGUGCAAUUCCGUCUUCCGUUGCAACAAGUGCAACGCACGUCAUCACAGCAUGUUGCACGACGAUUCACCGCCACAGGUAACCAUGAACGUAGGUUCGAGCAAUGAAAUUGUGGUUCUCGAAACGGUGGUUCUCUGGUUAGUCGAUGACCAUGGCAUUCGGCAUGAAGCACGAGCGUUGUUGGAUUCAGGAUCCAUGUGCAAUAUCGUGUCCGAAUCCCUAGCGCGGAAGCUGCUGACACGUCGUACAAAGAUCAACGUUGCAUUGACAGGUAUCGGUGAGGGUGUUCAGCAAGCCAAGGGUUCGAUCAUCGCAACGGUGCAGUCAAAGUCAGCGCCAUUUUCGUCGCCACUUGAGUUCCUGAUAGUGAACUCCCCUUGUGCUGAGAUACCGACUGCCCCAAUCGAUGUUGCUGGUUGGAAAUUCCCUGACGUUCCGUUGGCUGAUCCUGCCUUUAACCUUCCUUCAAGAGUUGAUGUGAUCAUUGGGAGUGACGCAUAUUGGGAAUGGCAUACCGGAAAGAAGCAGUUACUGGUCAAAGGCGGUCCUUGGAGCCAUGAGUCUCUCGAUACAUUGCUGCAACGGUUUUGGGAGAACGAGACCAAUCUAGAGGGACCCGCUCUCUCGCUUGAGGAAGAUGCUUGUGAGAAGCAUUAUGCUGCCACUACAACGCGUGAUCACCAUGGUCGUUACAUCGUUUGUCUGCCUCGUAAUCCCAGAGCAGAUAUAGUAUUGGGUUCAUCAAAGGAGAUUGCGGAUCGACGACUGAUGGCUGUGGAGCGGCGAUUGAAGAUCAACCCUGAAAUGGAGAUGGAAUAUAAGCGUUUCAUGCAAGAGUACGAGGAACUUGGUCACAUGCGAAAACUUACCGAACCAGUGGAUGAUAGUGUUCCGCAUUGUUAUAUUCCUCACCAUGCGGUGGUGAAGGAAUCGAGUACAUCCACAAAAGUACGGGUCGUGUUUGACGCGUCCUGUAAAACGAGCUCGGGAUACUCCUUAAACGAUACGUUACUAGUUGGCCCAAUUGUCCAGGAAGAUCUACUAACGAUUAUAUUGCGAUUCAGGUCCUACGCAAUCGCAUUAGUGGCCGAUGUGGAAAAAAUGUACCGGCAAAUUCUCCACAACAUCAUCGAUCGGAAUCUGCUACGUAUCAGGUACCGAAAGAGCCCCCUGGAUCCGAUAUCGACCUACGAGCUGAAUACCGUUACUUACGGCACGGCGUCAGCUCCAUUCCUCGCCACUAGAACGCUCCAGCAGGUUGCGCAUGACCACAAAGAUCAAUUCCCGAAGGCAGUUGAUCCCGUGUUACGUGAUUUUUACGUCGACGAUCUACUAACAGGAGCGACUGACCUUAACGAAGCAGUAGAAGUGCGAAAGCAAAUCACCGCAAUGCUCGAUUCAGCUGGUUUCGCAUUGAAAAAGUGGGCAUCUAACGUUCCAGAAUCGCUUCUAGAUGUCCCACGUGAAGAUCUUGCGAUUCAAUCAAUGCACGAGUGGAAGGAUGGUCAAGCUGUUUCGACGCUGGGGCUGGUUUGGGAACCCGCCAACGAUUCGUUUUCCUUCAAG